Messenger RNA from Doryrhamphus excisus (bluestripe pipefish), 2237 nucleotides. RefSeq names its product zinc finger CCCH-type containing 14 (gene zc3h14). Gene Ontology annotation, molecular function: metal ion binding; poly(A) binding. Gene Ontology annotation, biological process: regulation of mRNA stability. Lineage: Eukaryota; Metazoa; Chordata; Actinopteri; Syngnathiformes; Syngnathidae. Gene Ontology annotation, cellular component: cytoplasm; nucleus. The record is from RefSeq and is a predicted model, not a curated record.
CUUUCGUCCCUUUCCGGAUACCUUCGUAUAUCACGUGACGCUCCGACGACUUUCCCGGUGGAAGGGCUAGCGGUUGUUAAGCUAGGCAUCAGCUAGCCCUUAUAUCCUUUUUUGUACUUUAAGUAUCCAGCCAUGGAAAUCGGGGCAGAGAUCAGCAAGAAAAUAAGAGCUGCUAUCAAAGGCAAGCUCCAAGAACUUGGUGCAUAUAUUGACGAGGAGCUUCCUGAUUACAUUAUGGUCAUGGUAGCCAACAAGAAAACCUCCCAGCAGAUGGCUGACGAUCUCUCGCUUUUUCUGGGAAACAACACCAUCAAGUUCACAGCUUGGCUGCACGGUGUAUUGGAGAAACUAAGAACAGUUGCAGUGGAACCUGCCUCUGUCAGGCUCGAGCAUCAGUUAAGCACCGCAACCUCAAAGACUGAAGAGUCUUGCUCUGAUCGCAUAGAAUCACGCAGCGCUGCCCAUGAAAACAGGAGGGGGUCCACAGAGAAGGCUUCCUCCCGGCUGACAUCGGCCGUCAAACCUCUAAUGGAGCUCCUCCCAUCCGACGCGGUCAUCGACAUCAAACCGGAGCUGGAUGAUGAUUUCAUCGGAGAGGAUGCUGUAGUAAUGGCUGCCAGCGUUCGAGGAGGAGUACCUCGUCGCACGGCUAGCCGGCCAAUGGCAGAAAUCUACAGGCCAGGUCAGAGCAAGCUGAGCUUGGCGUUGCGGUCCGCUGAAGGAAGACACCAGGAGAGCAGGAGCAGUAGAACCUCUAGAAGCAGCUCAAACAAGGAGGAGUUGUCACGGAAGCGUAAGGCGCCAGUUGCGAGUUCGGUGGUUCGCGUGAGCCGCGACACAGAUGAGGAGAGCGACAAUAUCGAGGAAGAAGAAGAAGAGGAUGAGAUGAGCUAUGGAGGACGAGGCGUGUCCAGUAGAGUGUUGCUGCCUUCCAAACCAGAGCACAAACCGUCCCUCCCACCAGCCAUGCAAGCCAACAGGAACUUGAUCCUGAAAGCCAUCUCCGAGGCCCAGGACUCCAUCACCAAGACCACAGCCUUCCCCACACUACCACAGAGGCAGACAGUUCCCGUCGCUCCGCGUGCCCGCUUGGCCAGAAGCAGUGAGAUGACGGCAGCCAUUGAGCUGGUGCAGCAGCAACUGCAUAGUGUGGCCUCCUCGGGGCAGUCUUACACAGCUGAAGAGCAGCCGAGCAGACAUCUUGCUCCAGCCAGGUCGGUGGGUUCACAUUCUCAGUCGGACACCUCUCAGCUCCAUGAAGAAGCAGAGAAGAGUGAUGACUCAAGCGGCGAGCCAAAGCAUUUCGAUACGCGCUCCUUCAUCGUGAGUCGACCGCAGUUGGACGAAAGCAGAAGUCAGCAGGAUCGCAAGCUAAGAGAGGAGACGGCCUUGCCACGAACCAUCCAAGCUAGUAAGGAGAAGGAAAACUCCGACAGUCCCAAGUUCAUCGUGACACUAGAGGGCGUUCCGAGCCCGCUGGGGAACUUUGCUGGGGAGUCCGACAUGGAUCUGGAAGAUGUGAGACCGCCUUCAAAGCUCACUAACCGCGAGUCCAAAGUCGGCAUCCUUGACCGACAGCAAGAAGGACCUUCAAUAGGAGACGACCUGAUAGAUGCUGACAUGUUUUACGAUGACUCCGCCCCGUCCAAGAAACAGAAAGUGAUGGAGCGCUGUAAGUUUUGGCCCGUCUGCAAGAGCGGCGACGAGUGUCCCUAUCAUCAUCCGACAAGAAUAUGCAAGACUUUUCCCACGUGCAAAUUUGGGGACAAAUGCCUCUUCAUCCAUCCCAACUGUAAAUACGACGCCAGGUGCAGCAAGCCCGACUGUCCUUUCACUCACGUUAGCCGCAGGGGCGUCUCAGCACCUCCGCCCGCCCGGCCAGUCGCACCACCGACACAAACGGCAAACAUGUGCCGCUUCUUCCCACAGUGCAAGAAGAUGGAUUGUCCCUUUUAUCAUCCUCAGCCCUGUCGCUUCGCGGCCCAGUGUAAGCGAGACGGCUGCACCUUCUUCCACCCAACCGUGUCUGUGCCUCCCAGACAUGCCCUGAAGUGGACCAAGACACAAAGCAGCUAAUGAAGACUGUGAAACAACUGCAGAUGUCCUGCAGCCACGUCAUCAUCAUUUUAUGUAUUAGUUGUUCUGCUCGGCGUGGUCACUGAGUUUUUAAGUGUUUUUGUAAGACGCUUGGCUGUUUGCCAAUGCUGUCACACUAUUAAAACGCAAUGAACACAACC